Periophthalmus magnuspinnatus is the source of this 538-nucleotide messenger RNA. RefSeq names its product galectin-2-like. The transcript is spliced from 5 exons. The record is from RefSeq and is a predicted model, not a curated record. Bases 88 to 489 code for a protein of 133 amino acids. Lineage: Eukaryota; Metazoa; Chordata; Actinopteri; Gobiiformes; Gobiidae. Gene Ontology annotation, molecular function: carbohydrate binding.
GUGGGCCGACAGCUGCUAUCCUACAAAUUGGAAAAAGCAGUCCCCCUCCAUCAGUCUAAGGAAUUCUAAGCAACUCCAGCAACAAACAUGGAACUUGAGUUGAAGAACAUGGAAUUCAAAGCUGGAGACAAGUUGAAAAUAAAAGGCCUGAUUCUGCACGACGCUGACAGAUUCCAGAUCGACCUUGGUUACGAUGAGGAGGACUUGGCGCUGCAUUUCAAUCCCCGUUUCAAUGAUGAACUCGAUGGAACUGUGUUUGUGUGUAACUCUAAGGCGGCUGGCUGCUGGGGCGAAGAGAAACGAGAAAUUAACAACACUCUGCAGAAAGGGGCUGAAGUCAAGAUCAUGGUGAGUUUUAGCGGAGACAUGUUUGAGGUGGAGCUCCCUGACGAUCAAGAAGUGCACUUUCCCAACCGUGAGGACGUGGACAUCAUCAAGUACCUGAGAAUCAGAGGGGACUUCAAACUGACUUCCUUCAAGAUCUGCUAGAGAAACCUGUAAUUACACACUAGCAUAUAUCCCCUGCCCUCUUUCCUAA